This is a messenger RNA of Spirometra erinaceieuropaei, 2703 nucleotides long. The record is from the annotation of a GenBank genome assembly. Lineage: Eukaryota; Metazoa; Platyhelminthes; Cestoda; Diphyllobothriidea; Diphyllobothriidae.
AUGGAGAGGAGCAACGUGGAUGCGGCCAUUCUGGUGACCUGGUCCACUGCGCCCCCCGAAGACGGGGUAAUGAUUGCCUACCGCAUCUACCUGACUCGCAACAUCUAUCAGACAAAUGCUCAAUGGAAGGAGCAUAUUGUGCCUGCUGAGCAGAACUCCACCAUCAUUCGUGCCCUGCGUUCCGGACAGCUGUACUUUCUACGAAUGACCUGCCAAAAUCGCCACGGUCUCAGUCCCGUCUCGCCGGUAUUCGUUUUUCGAACAGCCGGAGGUGAGUGAAGCCUUGCCUUCGUCCGCUCUUCUCCCCCCCCUCCUCCUCCUCCUCCUCCGCCAACCCCCCAGCUUUGCUCCCCCCAUCAUGUGGGGGGGAGGGGGGCUCAUGCAGCAGCUUCCCUCCACUUGUGGGUCCCUGCUGCUCUGCUGCAGGUUGUCCACAUGCACAAACACAAGUGACUUGCAGGUAAUCAGGCAACCCUCUGUGGGCUACACCUGGGUGCUGCUUGGUGGAGGGCCAUUCAUCAAAGGAUUGGACUGAGGGAGCUCUACUGAACGUGUGCACGCGCAUACAUAGACUGCGGCAGCAGCGUUAGCAACAGGAACGGGAAGGGUUAUGGGAAGUUUGUUUACAAAAUCAGUGGCGCCACAGCCUAUGUCUAUUUCAUUCCUCGGCCCGCUGCCCCAGCUUAAUAGGCGCCAGGUAACACCGCGAACAGACAGGAACACGUGCUGGGCGUAGGAGGAGGAGGAGAAGGCUUGCGACACUUUCGCGGACGGCACAACAGAUACCUGAUGUGGAUCCGUCAGGCCACAGGCACUUGGCUGCGCAGGAAACUGACCAAACCACUUAUGUAAACAAUGGGCUAGGAUUAUAAAUCAUUUGGCGUCACACAGAAGACCUGGUCCUCCGUCGAUCCCUUGUGGGCUCCGGUUACAUGAGGAGGAAGGUGAAUACGCUUGUGUGUUAGCUCCCAACUAAACAUCCAAGGAGGUUUCUUAAAUUCGUCUACGGUGCUUAGUCAUAGAUCUGUCUAUUAUAAACAGACCCAUACUCAUUUGAUAGCGGAGCCUCCUUCAUCGCCUCAGCCGGUAUGGUAUUAGUCUACCUGAAAUGCAAGCCAGUGCCACCGCCGACAAAGAGCGGCGCCAUAGGUCAGAAAGUGACUCAUCCCCCUAGAAGGCAUUCAGUGUGUACUAUGCAGACCGAAGAAGAAGAUAACCUCACGAUGGCACUUUUAUCGAGUUUAUGGACUCAGGUACUCAAGAAUAUUGAAUACUAUGGAAUGUACAGUUGGAAUAGGUAUACAUCAUUUAUUUUGAAAGGCCGUGCUCUGGUUGAUGUGCAGUUAUAACUCUGUCCUCAUGUUUCGGAAUUAUCUAAGUUCGAGCAGAUUCUACAAAAGGACUUCCCGUUUUGAAAAACAUACUGGUAGUCAUCUGGUGGAUUCUAGGUGAAUUAUUUAGGAAAUCCUGCUUGGCAACUCAACUUACUGUAUCAGAUUUGGUGGAUUCCAGAUGUUGCAGUAGGUUGGGCGGGUAACUUGACCCAAAUGUGAUUAAAUUCGCGUCGUCCGGCGGGGCCUCGUAGCUCAAGUGGUUGGAGCGUUGGCUGUACUAAAGCCUUCACCUUACUGCGUGGGUUCGAAUCCCACCGAGACGCCGAGUUUUUCACAGUUAGGUCAAUAUGAAAAACAUACUGUUUUCAUUCUCAGUGGUAGACUGGAGGAUAGUUAGAGGUGCCUCAUGGCACACUGACUGAACUUCAUGACAUCCGUUUUACUUAAUUAGAGGAGGGAGACUAGUUAAGCGUCGGCUUGUAAAAUAUGUUAAUAACUAUGCAGUAGGAAUCCAUGUCCGUGUUCCAUGGACAUUCCACUGCCCACGGAUGUCACGCAGUAGACAAUAAUGGACAGCAUCAAAUCAUGACUGUAUAGAACGAAGUACAUGGCUACCUUAUGCAGCAAUCAGUGUAGUUCAAGCAUUUGUGGUAUGAAGGUCCACAUGGGCAAAAAACUACUUUAAACCACAGAAAAUUGGUUUCGCAUGUCAGCAUAUAGCCUCUCGAAUGAUCAGCGUGGUAGACAGCGGUAGUCGAAUCGGACAAACUGGGUUUACAGAUAUUCGUACAGUUUUAAAGUUAUUUCUUCCCAUAUUCCAGUGAUUAUUAAAUUUUUUGUAUAUAAAAGUAUUUAGUCUAUUUUCAGCAAGUACACAAAAUGUGUUGAAAUUGUACAGAAGCCUUCUCUUCGAGAACUAGCCGAGCUGUAGGUUUUGUUUUAAAUUAUUUUUACAAGGGAUAAUGCUGACAGGUGUUUUAUUAAUCUUAAAGCAACACUGACGUGAAAAUCAGGCUUAUAACAAGGAAUUAAUAAUUUAUAAUGUACUUAUGGGGGCAACAUGCGUCGGAUAAAAGACUACUGCCUUAAACCAUCCACACCAAAAGCGAAAAAGGUGGAUGCAUUCACCUCAAAUGCCAAGUGUCGGUCGUUAUGCCUUAGAAGAAAAUGGUUUAUGAAGUCUCAUUAUUUGACCUUUUGCCAUCUCUUUCUAUAGCUGAGGCGUGCCAUAUUUGUCGGAAAAUCGUUUUUGCACGACGGGCACUACUACUACUACUACUACUACUACUACUACUACUACUACUACUACUACUACUACUACUACUACUACUACUACUACUACUCGUGUGGCUCACAUUUGAUUGUAUAA